AUGGAGAGGUUUGCACUGGCCAUAGUGAAAACACAAAUGUUCUCUUUAGAAUACGAGUGCUUUCACCUCCAAGCAGACAAUAGACCUUCACCAUUCAGGGCCAAAUUUCAAGCCUUUGCUGUGGCCCACAUUGACUUGUGUCCGCUUUUGAGAACUAAGUUGUCUGUAUGUGGCCUCCGGGUGACCACUUCUCACCAGCAGCUGGUCGCUGCCAACUUCUGGCGGCUUGAGAAAGUCACUACAAAUGGCAUCAUUGCCAUGAGUGAACCCCCGGACCAAGAAUCCCACCCCGGGCGCUUUCCACCAACCUUCGGCACAGUGGCUCCUUUCCUGGCGGACUUGGACACAACCGAUGACCUUGGGAAGGUUUACUAUCGAGAAGACUUAUCCCCGUCCAUCAUGCAGCUGGCAGCAGAGUGUGUCCAGAGAGGGUUCCCGGAGAUCUCUUUCCAGCCCAUUAGUGUCGUGGUUGUCACUUGGGACUCUGUGGCCCCCUACCAAGGGCCCAGCAGGGACCCUGACCAGGAAGGCAAGAGAAACACAUUCCAGGCUGUUCUGGCCUCCUCUGAUUCCAGCACCUAUGCAAUCUUCCUUUAUCCUGAAGAUGGUCUGCAGUUCUACACGACAUUCUCAAAGAAGGAUAAGAACCAAGUUCCUGCUAUGGUUGCAUUCAGCCAAGGUUUAGUGGGAUUGGUAUGGAAGAGUGAUGGAGCGUAUAAUAUCUUCGCUAAUGACCAAGAAUCCAUUGAAAAUUUGGCAAAGAGCAGCAACUCCGGGCAGCAGGGCGUCUGGGUGUUUGAGGUCGGGAGCCAGGCCACAGCCAGUGGUGUGGUGCCUGCGGAUGUGAGCCUCGGGCCUGACGACGGAGCUGAGUAUGAGGAUGAAGAGCUUGAAGACUAUGACCUGGUGACUACUCGUCUGGGCCUAGAGGAUGUGGGUACCACAUCCUUCCCCUAUGAAGCUCGGAGAAGGGGAGAUGCUGACACGUACAAUGUGCCCAGUGUCCACUCCCCACGCCGGGCAGCCACCGAGAGAAUCCCUGCACCUCCCACAGAGAGGACCAGAUCUUUCCAGUUGCCAGUGGAGAGGUUUCCCCAGCAGCACCCACAGGUCAUAGAUGUGGACGAAGUUGAAGAAACAGGAGUCGUUUUCAGCUACAACACGGACUCCCGCAAGACGUGUGCCAACAACAGACACCAGUGUUCUGUGCACGCAGAGUGCAGGGACUAUGCCACGGGCUUCUGCUGCAGCUGCGUUGCUGGCUACACGGGCAAUGGCAGGCAAUGCGUGGCAGAAGGUUCCCCCCAGCGAGUCAACGGCAAGGUGAAAGGAAGGAUCUUUGUGGGGAGCAGCCAGACCCCCAUUGUCUUUGAGAACACCGACCUCCACUCUUACGUGGUCAUGAACCACGGACGCUCCUACACAGCCAUCAGCACCAUUCCCGAGACCCUCGGCUAUUCUCUGCUUCCUCUGGCUCCGGUUGGAGGCAUCAUUGGAUGGAUGUUUGCAGUGGAGCAGGACGGAUUCAGGAAUGGGUUCAGCAUCACAGGGGGCGAGUUCACCCGUCAGGCCGAGGUGACCUUCGUGGGACACCCGGGCAAGCUGGUCAUUAAGCAGCGGUUCAGCGGCAUCGAUGAGCAUGGGCACCUGACGAUCGACACGGAGCUGGAGGGCCGCGUGCCCCAGAUCCCCUUCGGCUCCUCAGUGCACAUCGAGCCCUACACGGAGCUGUAUCACUACUCCAGCUCGGUGAUCACUUCGUCCUCCACCCGGGAGUACACCGUGACCGAGCCCGAGCGAGACGGGGCUGCCCCUUCCCGCACCUACACUUACCAGUGGCGGCAGACCAUCACCUUCCAAGAGUGUAUCCAUGACGACUCCCGGCCAGCCCUGCCCACCACCCAGCAGCUCUCGGUGGACAGUGUGUUUGUCCUGUACAACCAGGAGGAGAGGAUUCUGCGCUAUGCUCUCAGCAACUCCAUCGGGCCUGUGCGGGACGGCUCUCCCGAUGCCCUUCAGAAUCCUUGCUACAUUGGCACUCACGGGUGUGACACCAAUGCGGCCUGUCGCCCAGGUCCCAGGACACAGUUCACCUGCGAGUGCUCCAUCGGCUUCCGAGGAGACGGGCGGACCUGCUACGAUAUUGAUGAGUGCUCAGAGCAGCCCUCGGUGUGUGGGAGCCAUGCCAUCUGCAACAACCACCCAGGAACCUUCCGCUGCGAGUGUGUGGAGGGCUACCGGUUUUCAGACGCAGGCACGUGUGUGGCUGUCAUGGACCAGCGCCCCAUCAACUACUGUACAACCAGCCUCCAUGACUGCGACAUACCCCAACGGGCCCAGUGUGUCUACACGGGAGGUUCCUCCUACACCUGUUCCUGUCUGCCGGGAUUCUCUGGGGAUGGCCGAGCCUGCCAGGAUGUGGAUGAAUGCCAGCCAAGCCGUUGUCACCCUGAUGCCUUCUGCUACAACACCCCAGGUUCCUUCACAUGCCAGUGCAAACCUGGCUAUCAGGGAGACGGCUUCCGUUGCGUGCCUGGAGAGGUGGAAAAAACCCGGUGCCAGCAAGAGCGAGAACACAUCCUCGGGGCAGCGGGGCUGGCUGACGUGCAGCGGCCCAGGCCUCCGGGGCUGUUUGUCCCCGAGUGUGACGCACAUGGACACUACACGCCCACCCAGUGCCACGGCAGCACUGGCUACUGCUGGUGUGUGGAUCGCGAUGGCCGCGAGGUGGAGGGCACCAGGACCAGGCCCGGGAUGAGGCCCCCAUGUCUGAGUACAGUGGCUCCCCCGAUUCACCAGGGACCCUCAGUGCCUACCGCUGUGAUCCCGCUGCCCCCCGGGACCCACUUACUCUUCGCCCAGACUGGGAAGAUUGAGCGCCUGCCCCUGGAGGGAAACACCAUGAAGAAGACAGAAGCCAAAGCGUUCCUGCAUGUCCCGGCUAAAGUCAUCAUUGGACUGGCCUUCGACUGUGUGGACAAGAUGGUUUACUGGACAGACAUCAGCGAGCCUUCCAUUGGGAGAGCCAGUCUACACGGCGGAGAACCAACCACUAUCAUUCGGCAAGAUCUUGGAAGUCCAGAAGGCAUUACCAUUGACCAUCUUGGCCGCAACAUCUUCUGGACGGAUUCUCACCUGGAUCGAAUAGAAGUUGCAAGGCUGGAUGGCACGCAGCGCCGGGUGCUCUUUGAGACCGAUUUGGUGAAUCCCAGAGGCAUCAUAACGGAUGCCAUGAGAGGGAACCUUUAUUGGACAGAUUGGAACAGAGAUAACCCCAAAAUCGAAACUUCCUACAUGGAUGGCACGAACCGGAGGAUUCUUGUGCAGGACAACCUGGGCUUGCCCAACGGGCUGACCUUGGAUGUGUUCUCCUCUCAGCUCUGCUGGGUGGAUGCAGGCACCAACUGGGCGGAAUGCCUGAACCCCAGUCAGCCCACCAGACGCAGGAUUCUCGAAGGACUCCAGUAUCCUUUUGCCGUGACGAGCUAUGGGAAGAAUCUGUUUUACACAGACUGGAAGACGAAUUCCGUGGUUGCCGUUGAUCUCGCUGUUUCCAGAGAGACGGACACCUUCCACCCUCACAAGCAAACCCGGCUGUAUGGCAUCACCACGGCCCUGUCUCAGUGUCCCCAAGGACACAACUACUGCUCCGUGAACAACGGUGGCUGCACCCACCUCUGCUUGGCCACCCCGGGGAGCAGGACCUGCCGUUGCCCUGACAACACCCUGGGAGUUGACUGUAUAGAACGGAAAUGAAGACAAGAUUGCCUUGUUCCUUCUCCAAGUAUUUUACAGCAAUACCCCACUUGAAACUACUUGGUCCAGACUGAAAAUUGUCCUCUGGCAGAGUGACCACCAGGCCCGAGUCUCGCCCAGCCUGAGCCCCUUCACCAUUUCCCAAAACAUGCACCCUGGGCUUUUGUAGUGAAAAAGUCUCUACCCCUUCAUGAGAGCGAAAAGCUCCCCUCCCUCACCUCAACCCUCAGACAAGCUUAUGCAGCCCUGGGUGAAGAUUACAUGUCCAUCCCAGUGUCUUGGGACCUAUUCCCAAUCCUUCCCCCUCAAUGGUGAGCACAGCCUCCUAAGCCUGAGUUACCCGCUUCCUUGUGACCUUACGAGCUCAGCCUCACUCUGAGGCACCCACCAUUCUGUCACCUCCUUGACUCACUAACCAAGGCCUGACUAGACAAGUUCAGGAGUGAAGAAGGGAGUCAGCCUCCCAUACCUUUUCUCUCGGUGCUCUGAUUCCCCUCUUUUACUCCCAUCAUUUUACUCCCUGGUUCCUCACCACCUUUAUCCUUCCAAGACCCCCAUGAUAGCGAUCAUGCUCUGCCUUUUGAUCAAAACUUUCCCUGUCCUAGGAAUAUAUAGGUAUUUGGUGGAUGAUAAUGGGCAGCCCCUUCCAGAUAGGCUGUUGGGAUUUAAGCAGUAGAAUGUUGGCAUCUGUUAGUCAAAGGCUUAAGUCGAAGGAAUGUCUAGUGGUAGGAAUUUUGAGGUGUUGAGUCAGAUAUUUGAGGAUAGACGAUUAUUUUGAUGUGCCUUAAAUUAUACCAAAGAUUACCACAUUCUCCCUCUUCGCAUGUAACACCUGCCUCCCAGCUUCUGGUCUCUGGUGCUGUGCUGGUCUGUAGCCCCAAUGCUGGUCCUGGUGUCCUGCCUUCUUGUGGUGACACAUGUGGGUCACAGUGUGGGGCUGGUACCAAGUGAUGAUCCAACACAGGCUCUUACUUCUGGUCUCCACUCCUGAUAACUAACUUACACUCAUCCAUGCACUCGUUUCUCCUUUGUUUUUCACUUUUGUCUGUGGCCCUUGCUGGCUGUAUUCUCACUAAACACACAAUCCAAAAAGACCGAAUUGAAUAUCUAUACUAAUGGUCCAGAUCCUUUAUUGCUCAUUGGUAUAAUCCAGGAGUCCAUUGCCACAUUUUAUGGUUAAGUUUCUGCCAUUUGUUUAGAAAACACCUGCUUACCAUCUCAGUAGCUAGUGUUAUCUUUUUAUCGACUGCUUCCCAGAGUCCUAAAACAAUAGAAAUUUUGGAUUGAGAGUUCGCAUAAGGAGUUUUAAUCAUCAAGGACAGGGUAAGGGAGUAGAGAAGCCUCGAUGAGAAGCAUCAUGAAGAGAUUAUUGAUCAAGAACACGAAUGAAAAAACCCAAGAUGAAGGGGUGGGAGGAGAGACUUUAAGAACAGCAAUAAGAAAAACUCUUAAAUGACGCCAAAGAGAAAAUGGUAUAUUUUGCCAGAGAACACUUAUACAUGAAUGAAUUUGCCUGAUAUUCUCCUUGGGGAAGAGAGCCUUCCUCUUUUCCUUAAACCCUAGCACAAUCAACCACUCCCCCUCAACUCCCUAGCCCACCCUUGUCCUCGCUUGCUGCCAUACAUGGGAACCUGAAUUAGGAGAGAGUCAUUUCUUAAAUAAUUGGAGGUUGCAGUUUGUCUGAAGAGGCAAGUAUAUCCCCCAAAAUCACAAGAUUUGAGGAACAUGUAAGUCUUUUACAUAGCCCAAUUUCAUAAAUUAAUCUCAAUCUCACUUUCUUUUUAUAUUUAUCAUUCUGUAUCUUCUAUAGCAAAUGUUCAUCAUGCGUUUGCAUAAUUUUUAUAACUGUUUUAUUCAUUGUAUUGAUUUAUUCUAGAAUUUUAAAAAUGGUAAAUUCUUAAACUGUGGAAACCACUGAAGGUGCUUUUUAACUGUUCUCCCAAAUUUGUACCAGUAUUGGAUGAUUCCUUGAGUUUACAGCUGUACAAAUAUUGGUGUGGAAAAUUAAAAAAAAAAUGUUGUUAGAAAA
This is a messenger RNA of Carlito syrichta (Philippine tarsier), 5785 nucleotides long. RefSeq names its product nidogen 1 (gene NID1). Gene Ontology annotation, biological process: cell-matrix adhesion. Gene Ontology annotation, molecular function: calcium ion binding. The transcript is spliced from 21 exons. The record is from RefSeq and is a predicted model, not a curated record. The coding region runs from base 1 to 3756 and encodes 1251 amino acids. Lineage: Eukaryota; Metazoa; Chordata; Mammalia; Primates; Tarsiidae.